Molecule: messenger RNA, 2386 nt
Organism: Priapulus caudatus
Lineage: Eukaryota; Metazoa; Priapulida; Priapulimorpha; Priapulimorphida; Priapulidae
Product: transmembrane emp24 domain-containing protein 7-like
Exons: 4
Coding region: 136-768 (210 amino acids)
Biological process (GO): intracellular protein transport; Golgi organization; endoplasmic reticulum to Golgi vesicle-mediated transport
Cellular component (GO): COPII-coated ER to Golgi transport vesicle; endoplasmic reticulum; endoplasmic reticulum-Golgi intermediate compartment
Source: RefSeq, a predicted model, not a curated record
CCGGCCGCCACGUCACGUACCCCGGAAUGAUCAAAACAUUACCGACACGAUAGUCGUGUUGUAGUUUCCUAGUUUUCGUAGAUUUUUCUAAUCGGUUGUAACUUUAGAAAUAGUUUAUGCACACCUAGUUAUACUAUGAACAAGUUCACGUACAUUACGUUCUGCGGCUUGUUUCUCUUGUCGGCGGUUACGGCAUCGGAACUCACUUUUGAGUUACCAGAUUCUGCGAAGCAAUGCUUUCACGAAGUUAUCGAUACAGGAGUGCAAUGCACAGUGGAGUUUCAGGUAGUAACAGGUGGUCAGUAUGAUGUAGACAUGCACGUCGAGGCUCCUAAUAAAGAAAUCUUGUACAACGUUGUAAAGAAACAGUACGACAGUUUUACAUGGACAACAAACCAGCCUGGCGUCUACACAGUUUGCUUCAGUAACGAGUUCUCGACGUUCACACACAAGCUUGUCUACCUGGACUUCCAGGUUGGAGAUGAUCCACCUCUUUUCCCCCUCAACGAUGAGCGGGUCACUGCUAUGACGCUGAUGGAGUCUUCGUCAGAAGCGGUUCAUAGUUCGCUUAGAGAUAUGGUAGACUAUCAGACACACCAUCGUCUUCGUGAAACACAGGGAAGGAAACGUGCCGAGGAUCUCAGCAGCAGGGUGCAGUGGUACUCUAUUGGCCAAUCUAUCGUCAUUGUCUCUAUUAUGUGUGGACAAGUGCUUGUGCUCAGAAGUUUCUUCUCUGAGAAAAAACCAUUAAAAAAUGUUUCGACUUAAAGGACUGCAAUGGCUUACAUUAAAACCUACCCUUGUGGGUAACACCACGUUAAUAAGUUCAUGGGUAUAAGCACUUGAAUGCUAGUGGUACAAAAAAUUGUUCUGCUGGAUGUUAGUAUUGUAAAUCAUGGUUAAACUAUUUUUACAGAGCGCAAGAAAAAUCUUUGGCAACCUUAUUUAUUCUCUGCUGUACAGGUUCAUUGAAGCUGUAAUUGGUUUGAAGAAGUGGAAAGACAUUUGUGUGCAUGGAUUAAUUAUAAUGCAGACAUACACGUCAUAUUAUUCUAAAUCAUUUGAUGAUUUAUGCCUUGUAUCUCAUCUAUUACUUUUUUAUGUACUGAGGAAUUACACAUGCUGCAACAUAAUAAAACGUUUAUAUUUUUAGAUUGUUUUCGUAUAAAAUGAAUCUUCCAAAGGUCCUGGCACUGGUUUGAUACUUACUCGUGAUUCUUCAUAUUAAAGGAACACCAUCUGGCAUUUAGUUGCUCUCAUGCCAUUCUAGCUUGGCUUAGAACACCUCCCAUCAAGCUUUGACAAGGCUUGUGCAGGCUGUUUUAAAGGUUAACUUAUAGAACAUAGUGCAAUAUUUCGUAAUCCUUUGCCUGCACACACACGGAUCAAUAAUUUUGCACGCGCUGGAAAUUAUAAUUACUCAUAGCACCUGUGAAUGCCAGAUCUUGUUUCUUUUAGGGAUCUCAGGAAAGGCCACCGAAAUCUCAUUAGCUUGAAUGUGUGCUGUUAUGAUUGUGAGUCUGUGUGUUGUUAUAGUUUAAUGUUAAUGACUCUUGAACUAACGAUAUUAGGCUAAGGUUUUGGUUUAGCACUUUGAUUUACAUGUGAUUACGGUAGUGAAAACCUCUCUACUACGUGUGUAGUUGUCAACAAUUUUAAUACAAUCUAGCAUGUGAUUUGUAGUAUAUAAUAAUUGUCGUGUGCCCACUGGGCAUGUAUGAAGAGAUUCAGUUUUCACUGGCAGGUGACGCCGCGUGCAGUCUCCCUUCUUGACACCGUUUCCACACUCUUCUUUCUCGCUUCGAUCUCUUUUUGCUGCGUGCUAAGCAGAGAUUUGUAGUGUUGCAGCGUCACUGUAUGUGUUACAGAAUUGAAUAGGCGUGCCCUUGAGAGCACUUACUGUGCACACCCAUCAGAUCCAGGCAUUUCUGCAAUCUAUGUCUUACCAUGAAGGUAUACACACACGCACGCACAUUUACAUAUAUGCUAGUACCACUAGUAGUAUACUAAUAUGUAUAUAUACACACGUGUACCCGUGUGUGCACUGUACCUAUUGUAGCAGUAUGCCUUAAUGUGGUUUGUGGCAAUUUUCUUGUGAUUUAAUUUUUGUGUGGGGAUCAUUGACAAAUGUAUCGGUUAGUAUCUUGAUGUAUGACCAACCUGUAAUGCAAAAUGGCCUGCUUUGAAGUUGAAAUGUUGUCAAGAAUAUUGUGUGUAUGAGGUGGUUACUAUUUAAAAGGCACAUGUUUAAUGGUUUUGGUUUCUGUAAGUUACUCUCUAGGUAUUAUCAGUCUAUAAUUGCACUAUCAGUCUAUAAGUUGGAAUGCAAAGUAAUAUAUGGUGGCUAGCACGUAAAGGGAAAAUAAAUUAUUUGUUUUUUAACAAA